AUUUUCCAACUUGGAGGUUUUUAGUAGUGUUAGUCAGUCUCCCCCAUAAGUUCCUUCGGGAGGUCCUAGAGUGAGCCUACAACUCCCAGGUCUCUCCGCGCGCGCCCCAGGGACUACGCCUUCCCCCAGGGCUGUCCGCAGCGAUGCCCGCAGGACCCCGAGGCUCGCACGGAGUGCCCGGCGCGGCGCCCGCAGGACCCCGGCGGCUGCCCAUGCCGAGGUGAGUCCACGGCUGCGGCCGCCGCUGUCCCGUCCUCGUCGCGCCCCCGCCGCCGCUCCGCGCGGCCUCGCCGCCGUCCAGGAUGUUGGAAGAAGCGGGAGAGGUGCUGGAGAACAUGCUGAAGGCGUCGUGCCUGCCGCUCGGAUUCAUCGUCUUCCUGCCGGCCGUGUUGCUGCUCGUGGCGCCUCCGCUGCCCGCCGCCGACGCCGCGCACGAGUUCACGGUGUACCGCAUGCAGCAGUACGACCUGCAGGGCCAGCCCUACGGCACGCGCAAUGCAGUGCUCAACACGGAGGCGCGCACGGUGGACGCAGAUGUGCUGAGCCGCCGCUGCGUGCUCAUGCGGCUGGUGGACUUUUCCUACGCGCAGUACCAGAAGGCGCUGCGGCAGUCGGCAGGCGCGGUGGUUAUCAUCCUGCCGCGGGCCAUGGCCGCUGUGCCCCAGGAUGUCAUCCGGCAAUUCAUGGAGAUUGAGCCCGAGAUGCUGGCCAUGGAGACCAUCGUCCCCGUGUACUUCGCCGUGGAGGACGAGGCCCUGCUGUCUAUCUAUGAGCAAACCCAGGCUGCCUCUGCCUCCCAGGGCUCAGCCUCCGCAGCUGAAGUGCUGCUGCACACGGCCACCGCCAACGGCUUCCAGAUGGUCACCAGUGGGGUCCAGAGCAAGGCUGUGAGCGACUGGCUGAUCACCAGCGUGGAGGGGCGGCUGACAGGGCUGGGUGGAGAGGACCUCCCCACCAUCGUCAUCGUGGCCCACUACGACGCUUUCGGGGUGGCCCCGUGGCUGUCGCUGGGCGCAGACUCCAACGGGAGCGGCGUCUCUGUGCUGCUGGAGCUGGCGCGCCUCUUCUCCCGGCUCUACACCUACAAGCGCACCCAUGCCGCGUACAACCUCCUGUUCUUCGCUUCGGGAGGGGGCAAGUUCAACUACCAGGGCACCAAGCGCUGGCUGGAGGACAACCUGGACCACACAGACUCCAGCCUGCUGCAGGACAACGUGGCCUUCGUCCUGUGCCUGGACACCGUGGGCCGGGGCAGCAGCCUGCACCUGCACGUGUCCAAGCCGCCGAGGGAGGGGACCCUGCAGUACGCCUUCCUGCGGGAGCUUGAGACGGUGGCCGCGCACCAGUUCCCUGAGGUGCGCUUCUCCAUGGUGCACAAGAAGAUCAACCUGGCGGACGACGUGCUGGCCUGGGAGCACGAGCGCUUCGCCAUCCGCAGGCUGCCGGCCUUCACGCUGUCCCACCUGGAGAGCCACCGCGACGAGCAGCGCAGCAGCAUCAUGGACGUGCGGUCCCGCGUGGACUCGAAGACGCUGACGCGCAACACGAGGAUCAUCGCUGAGGCCCUGACCCGGGUCAUCUACAACCUGACGGAGAAGGGGACCCCGCCGGACAUGCCAGUGUUCACAGAGCAGAUGCAGGUCCAGCAGGAGCAGCUGGACUCGGUGAUGGACUGGCUGACCAACCAGCCACGGGCCGCCCAGCUGCUGGACAAGGACGGCACGUUCCUGAGCACACUGGAGCACUUCCUGAGCCGCUACCUCAAGGACGUGCGGCAGCACCACGUCAGGGCGGACAAGCGGGACCCUGAAUUCGUCUUCUAUGACCAGCUGAAGCAGGUGAUGAACGCGUACAGGGUCAAGCCGGCCAUCUUCGACCUGCUGCUGGCCGUGUGCAUCGGCGCCUACCUGGGCAUGGCCUACACGGCGGUGCAGCACUUCGGCCUGCUCUACAAGACCGUGCAGAGGCUGCUGGUUAAGGCCAAGACGCAGUGACAGCCCCACCGCCUCCACCUGGGUGCCCACGGGACCUGGAGCCUCCUCCCCCGCGUGAGGGCAGCGGUGACAGGUUUCCGUGCUGCCGCCUCGGAUGGACUCGGAGCUGUUUGGUUUGCUUUGGGUUUUCUUCCUUUUUGUUGAACUUCCUCGGAGGAGAGCCGGGCAGAGGCCCGGGGCCACCUCCACCUUGGGGACAGCUGGAUGAGCCCCGGCCUGGGGCCCGCCAGCCUCAGAGACAGGUGUGUGUGGUGACUGGCAGAGACAGGGCCUGCCCUGCACAGGCUCCGCGGUGUUCCCUGCGCGGUCCCUGUGCCACGCCUGGUUAUUUAUCUCCUCAUCCUCCGGCCUGUGGGCCAGCGCAGCCUCUGGGCACCUGGAUACCCACGGCCCCUGCCCUGGGCCCUGAGCCGCCCCCUGGCCUGUGGGGCGCGGAGCCUCCACUCCACGCAGAUGGGCGCCGCACCGGCGUCCCCGCACCUCCCCGGCCCCUGCUCACGUUGCUGCCCCCGGGCCCCCAGACUGCGCCUCGCCGGCCCAGACUCCCCUCUGCUUUUUGCAGCUCUCAGCCACCUCCCUGAGCGGUCCCCAGCCGCCACCCCGCAGUCCCUGCUCAACCGCCCCAGCCCUCCCACCCCGGGGCUCCAGUCUCAGUUUCCUCCUCGUGAAGGAAGACCCAAGGAAGACCCGUGCCGUGCCGGGAGGAGCCGACCUCCCUUCCCAUCCCGGCACAGGAGAGCGCGGGUCAGGGAUCCCGAGUGACAGAGAAGGCACGGCCCAGAGCGGUGCGGGCGGGCGGGCGGGAGGCCGAGGGCGGUGUUGAUCUCAGGGAGACCAGGUGUAUCGAUUCCUUAGCAAUAUAAUCAACGAGCGUUCCCAGCGCCGCCCGGCGGCUCUGCGCGUCCCGUCCCUGGCUUGGUCUGCGGCUCUGGCUGCCACCUUGAGACUACUGCCCUGGGGACCGUGUGUCCGAGGAUGGGGACAGCUCCUCUGUCCAGCCAGCUUCUCUGAGGCCUAGCGUGGGCCCCGCCUCCCUGGAACCUGUCCCCGCGCCCUGCUGGCCUGCCCUGAGGACGGGGGCCUCGCCUGGAGGGACCUGGGGUACCUCGGUGCCACCCAGCCCCGCGCCGGGCACCUGCGCUGCCCGGGCCGCCGUGUCUGCGCGGACUCCGCACCCCUCCCUGCAGGGCCGCUGGGGCUCGGGCUGGCCGGGGUCGCCGCUGCCAGCCAGAAAAUAAAGCCAUACUGAACGAC
This is a messenger RNA of Chinchilla lanigera (long-tailed chinchilla), 3248 nucleotides long. It is a transcript of the gene Ncln, whose product is annotated as nicalin. Gene Ontology annotation, cellular component: endoplasmic reticulum membrane. The record is from RefSeq and is a predicted model, not a curated record. Gene Ontology annotation, biological process: regulation of signal transduction. The transcript is spliced from 15 exons. Lineage: Eukaryota; Metazoa; Chordata; Mammalia; Rodentia; Chinchillidae. Bases 303 to 1994 code for a protein of 563 amino acids.